AUGUCGCAUCUCGCUCCCUUUACUGUUACCAAGGCUUCGGACGGCCGUUUGCUCACAAAUCUUAGCAUCGAGGGCCAUGGCAGCCCCUGGAAUUUUCGAAUGUUGGCCGAACCUGAGCUCACGCAAGAGCUCCUGCGACAUGCAAACCCAAAGUCCUCCAGUGCAUCUGACCUUCGGGUCGAUAGCGUGUGGUUCCAGCCGGCUCAGGGAAAAGAGAACGCCUCCCAAGACCGUGUUUAUGCAGGCACUUGCGAAAUAGACGGAGAAAAAUGGUCGCUCGCAGGAGUUUUUGACGGUAGGUUUCUUGGCUUUGGUCACAAGAGCAGCCAAUUAACCAUUCCUGAAGGCCAUGCUGGCGAAGAGUGUGCCGAAUAUGCUAUUAACAACUUCCCAGAGUACAUCAAACGUGCCCUCUCUGGAGUACGGCCAAAGGAAGAUAUCUCUUCCCGGCUGGUCGAUGCUUUUGCAUCUUUCGACGACUCAAUCAUUCAGCCGAUUCGCGACUUAUUCCCAGAUCCGGAUGCUCUUGCCUCUAUACCAGAUGAGCAGCUUGAAGCUAUGGUCAAUGACCAUGCCUGUGGGGGCGGGAACUAUGAAAAGAUCAUCUUGGCCAUGCGCGGCACGACUGCGGUCAUCUCGCUAGUCGACCCCAGUCGUAAGAACUUGUGGGCAGCUGGAGUUGGAGACUCUCGGGCAGUGCUUGGUAUUAAACGACCCGAUGGCAGUUGGCUCGCUCGUGACCUGGUAGUACAACAUAAUGGAGGCAAUGAGUCCGAGUUACAGGCCGUACGGGAUGCCCAUCCCAACGAGCCCGAGAUCACCUUGCGGAACCGUGUCCUAGGAGCCAUCGCAGUUACCCGAGCUUUCGGAGAUGUUGCCUUCAAGCUUCCGGCCGCCUAUACUCGUCAUAUUUUCUUAAGAGCCAAGCCUGGUUUCCGUGUUCACUCAUCAGUCGAAGCGUUUACUACUCGCAACGUUACCCCACCUUACUUGAGCGCGAUCCCAGAUAUUGCUCAUGUCGAGCUUGCUGGCGAUUCUGAAGGUAUUCCCCGCUUCGUUCUUUUGAUGUCUGAUGGUGUUGUCGAUGAUCACGUCGUCCAUAUAAGGGGAGAGAAUGAACAAGAAUCGAUUCAAAAAUGGGUCGAACUCGUCGGAAGCCGUCUCGAUUCUAAGGAUUGGGCAACCAAUGGCCCUGAUAACCUGGCACUUCCUGUCCUACGGGAGGUGUACAGUGGCUCGAAUAAUGCGCAUUUAUCCGCUUUCCUUACGUUGGAGUCGGAUUCCAAGUGGCUCGAUGAUACAAGCAUCCAGGUUGUGGUGUUAUAA
Messenger RNA from Rhizoctonia solani, 1326 nucleotides. Its product is annotated as protein phosphatase 2C. The record is from RefSeq and is a predicted model, not a curated record. Gene Ontology annotation, molecular function: protein serine/threonine phosphatase activity. Gene Ontology annotation, biological process: protein dephosphorylation. Bases 1 to 1326 code for a protein of 441 amino acids. The transcript is spliced from 3 exons. Lineage: Eukaryota; Fungi; Basidiomycota; Agaricomycetes; Cantharellales; Ceratobasidiaceae.